AUGCCAGGAACAUUGUGUAAAGACGCUAUUAAGAACUGGGAAGCUGAGAACGAAGGUACUCCUGCUUCAGAAGCUAAGAUUGUUAAACUCUAUGCUCAGAUUCCCCCAAUUGAGAAGAUGGACGAAUCUUUGAAUGUUCUUGAGGCUUGAGAGCAUCUAUCACUUAGUACCAAUUCCAUCGUGAGGAUGAUAUCUCUACCUAAGUUAAAAUAACUUGAAAAUUUUAUCUAUUGGACGUAAUGCCAUCAACAGAAUUAUCGGUCUUGAAGAUAUCGGCCAAACUUUGGAGCAACUCUGGAUGUCUUACAACUCAAUCGAAAAGUUAGACGGACUUCAGCCAUGUGUUAAACUUCAUACAUUGUUCUUGUCCAACAAUAAGGUUGCUAAGUGGGAUGAAGUAGCUAAGCUUUCCCAGCUCACUGAACUCAAGAAUGUGCUCUUGAUUGGUAACCCUAUCUAUGGUGAGAAAGAAAAGGCAGAGAUGAAGCCACAUGUUAUCAAAAGAAUCCCCCAGAUUAAGUACGUUGACGGAGUUCUUAUUGAUGAUGAUGACAGAAAAGCUGCUGAGGAAUUAGAGUAA
This is a messenger RNA of Moneuplotes crassus, 580 nucleotides long. The record is from the annotation of a GenBank genome assembly. NCBI's taxonomy places the organism in Eukaryota, Ciliophora, Spirotrichea, Euplotida, Euplotidae.